Molecule: messenger RNA, 874 nt
Organism: Rhincodon typus (whale shark)
Lineage: Eukaryota; Metazoa; Chordata; Chondrichthyes; Orectolobiformes; Rhincodontidae
Product: C-C chemokine receptor type 4-like
Exons: 2
Biological process (GO): G protein-coupled receptor signaling pathway; chemotaxis; immune response
Cellular component (GO): membrane
Molecular function (GO): chemokine receptor activity
Source: RefSeq, a predicted model, not a curated record
UCUUUCAGUUCCGGAGAGCUCUUGAAAGAUCAGAAUCCUUGCAGACGAGAGAACCGAUCAGCUCAUCCUUGUUUGUCUAUCAACAUUCUGUGCAAAGAAGAAUCUUCUGAGUUUAUUGUGCCAACCACUACACUGCAAACCAGAAUUUCUUCUGUGUUAAGAUCACAGAAAAUACGCCAUGGGAGAGUCUGUUUCAAAUUAUUCAGAUUAUCACUAUGAUUAUGAUCAAUUUAACAUAACGCUAGAUUACAGCCAGUUUGUUCAUUUAUGCGAGAAUACUCAAGUUAAUUUAUUUGGAGCCAUGUUUACACCAGUCUUGUUCAGCCUCGCCUUUAUUUUCAGCCUGAUUGGAAAUGCUCUAGUUUUGUGGGUCCUGGUGAGAUAUGAGAGGCUGAGGACUGUGACAGACAUCUUCAUUUUAAAUCUGGUCACCUCCGAUGUACUCUUCACUUUCUCGCUCCCUUUCUGGGCUGUCGAUCACACGAAUGGAUGGAUCUUUGGCAAGGCCAUGUGCAAAAUAAUGAGUUCAAUUUUCUUCAUUGGCUACUACAGUGGGAUCAUGCUUCUCAUGCUGAUGACCAUUGACCGAUACUUUGCAGUAGUUCACUCUCUGUUUGCUGUCAGAUUCAGGAAGGUCUCCUAUGCUGUGACAGCCAGUUUAGUCAUUUGGGGAAUUAGUAUAUCAGCAACGAUCCCUGAGAUGAUCUUCUCUGAUAUUACGGGUAAUGAGGAGGAAAGACUAUACUGUACCAGUAACUAUCCACCCGAAAGUACUCAAAUGUGGCAACUGUUGGGGUGUUACCAGCAAAACAUUUUGUUCUUCUUCAUUCCCUUUGUUGUUAUUGUGUUCUGUUACUGGAGAAUUCUCAACACU